Molecule: messenger RNA, 1579 nt
Organism: Amyelois transitella
Lineage: Eukaryota; Metazoa; Arthropoda; Insecta; Lepidoptera; Pyralidae
Exons: 2
Coding region: 53-1378 (441 amino acids)
Source: RefSeq, a predicted model, not a curated record
AGCCCGGGUACCUAUAGGUUUGACAGCGGCAAAUAAACAAGCUCCUCUCCUGAUGCAUGUCGAAUAUCGUGUCUCAUUGCCUGAUCAUGAUUGGGUGAUUGCUACAAGGCACAAAUUGAUCCCUAGUGUAUAUGCUGGGUGCAUCAUAAAAGGAAAUGACAUGGGCCGUGCUGAAGCAAUUACUUAUUCAGGGCCAACAUACGUGGCGAUUAGAAGUGGCAAACAUUCCUCUUCGACAGCUUCCACUCAUGCUGUGGACUUCAAUAAGCUUGCUACACUCAACAAUUUCAAGGAAAUUAUGCGGGAUGAAGAAGGACGCCUGAAACCAGUUGUUCUGAUUUCAUCUGAUGGAGGACCCGAUGAAAACCCGAGAUAUCCAAAGGUUAUUUCCCAUGCCAUACACCACUUUGUCAAGCAUGAUUUAGAUGCAAUAUUCAUUUUUACGAAUGCACCCGGCAGAAGCGCAUUCAACCGUGUUGAGAGAAGAAUGGCGCCUUUAAGCCGGGAAUUAUCUGGACUCAUACUUCCGCAUGAUUCUUAUGGAACUCAUUUGGAUGAACAAGGGAGAACAAAGGAUCAUGAUCUCGAAAAAAUGAACUUUCAGAAGGCUGGAGAAGUUCUCGCAGAAGUAUGGAAUAAUAUGGUUAUCGACGGCCAUGACGUCGUAGCAGAGUACCUUAAGCCCGAUGACACUGCUGAAAGCUUUGUUCCAGACUUGCCUUCUCUGCAGUGGUACAGCGAGCAUGUGCGAGAGAGCCAGUAUUUGCUUCAGGUGGUAAAGUGUGAUGACCGCGCUUGCUGUGGAGAUUUGCGGAGUUCUCUUCGAUCUAUUCUUCCUGAACGCUUCGUUAUUCCUCCUUACCCAAUUUUGCAGUCGUCUAGUGGUCUAUAUAUUCCGAAGCCUCAAGAGCAUGAUGGCAAGACGUUUGCUACAUUUCUUCUGCGUCGGUCUCUUGGAAUCACCCCAACGCAUGAUGGCUUUAACAAAUUGCCGUAUGACCUGUAUUGCCCUAGUCUGCAAAAGGAUCGUCGGCAACUUUUGGAAAGGACGUGCCAGUGGUGUGGAUUGUACUUCUGUACAAAGAAGAAAGUUAAGGAACAUGUAAAUUCAUGUCACAAGCAACCUAAUCCGAGCAGCAGUAAUAGCGUAGAGAUGCACAAUGUUCGUCCUUCACGCAUCCUCACGCGACGAUCAAUCGGCAGAUCGAAAGAAAUUCUGUGCGUUGUGCGCGAAAAUGAUGACACCGAGUGGCUUGAUGAAACCGAUGUUGAUUUUCAACAAAGCACAGUACCAACAACUGACCUGCAAGAUGCUUAUCCAGUUGUUAGUGUUGAAGAAUGUCUUGCUAAUCCAUGGUCCGAGGACAAUAUACAUUAAACAUACUCAUAACAUGUUUUUCCAAUGAUUACACUCUUCAUUUCUAUUAUUGUUAUGGCAAUAAAAAAAAAACUUGCAACCUGGUGUAGACAUUUUUAUUAUGGUCCUUAAUUUCAGAAUAAAAUAAGAUUAUAGUUUGUACCUGUAUUUAAAUUAAGAUAAUAUUCAGAAAAUUUUAAGAUUUUUGUAGGUACUAAAAUA